Messenger RNA from Heterobilharzia americana, 2388 nucleotides. The record is from the annotation of a GenBank genome assembly. NCBI's taxonomy places the organism in Eukaryota, Metazoa, Platyhelminthes, Trematoda, Strigeidida, Schistosomatidae.
GGCAAUUGAAGUAUUGAGAGCGCUGUAUAUGAGUGUUUUUCGGGCACUACUUUUAGCCCUUAUCAUAGGAAUUACUGUGUUUUCCCACUAAUGAGUACGGACGAGAAAGAAAUGUGCCCGCUUUGUAUGGAACCAAUGGAAGCAGACGACCUUGCCUUUUAUCCUUGUGACUGUCGGUACCAGGUUUGCCGGUUCUGUUGGGCUAAGAUUAUUAAUGAGGAAAAUGGACUAUGUCCGGCUUGUCGGAAGGAAUAUAAUUCAGAGAAACCAGCUUCCUACAAACCUAUCUCGGAAGCUGAAGAAUCUCGUUGCAGAUCAAGCAGGAGACGUAAAGACUACAUGAAAAAGACGAAACUGAACCCCGAGAUGCUGAAAAUCCUUCCGGAACUAAGGGUCGUGCAGCCAAACCUCAUCUUUGUAGUUGGAUUGCCCACAUGGAUUUCCAAGGACAAAGAAAUCUUAAAGGGCCAAGAUUACUUUGGUCGUUAUGGGAAAAUAUUCAAAGUUGAGGUUAACCAAAACCAAACGUUCGGUGGUCCACAGGGCCAGCCCAGUUUCAGUGCAUAUAUAACGUACUACCGAGCUGAAGAUGCUAUGCGCUCAAUAAGAGAUCUUAAUCAGAGUACUCUGCAUGGAAGGCCAAUUCGUGUUUCCCUUGGAACUACAAAAUACUGCAGCCAGUUUCUUAGAGGAACAAAGUGUACCAAGCACGAAUGCAUGUACUUGCACGAAUUGGGUGAUUCUGCCGCUAGUUUUACUAAAGAAGAAAUGCAGGCUGGAAAACAUACUGAAUAUAUGAACAAAUUGUUACAGGAGUUUUGCCAGUCUAAUUCAUGUGUACUUGAUUCGCAAAAGGAAGAAACAACUGUUUUAGGUCCACUCGAUUCCUCAGUAUCAGGUCCAAAUGAUGUUGCUGUAUCUCAUACCAAUGAGUCAAGCAGCCAUUCAAAUGGUCGCAGCCGAGGGAGAUAUGAAGAUACGCCUGUGCUGUCAGUCGAAAACUCAAAUUUCCAGGUUUUGGAUCAAUGUUCAUCACCGUCAGACCAGACCACAGCUGAUUCUGGAAGGAAUGCCUCAACUAGGGAGGUUCGUAAAUUAAGACAUAUUGAUAAAAGUCAUCUGAGUGUCUCGGUUUCUGAUGCCCCACUAACUGAUAGGUCCAAACUAAACUAUAGUACUUCCAGCAAGUCAAAUAGCUGGAAUCAUUCAUCUUCAUCAGAUUAUUCAGCUAGAAAACUUGGAAAGAAUUCAUUUGGAACUUUUCAUUUUAAAAAUACACCUGAAGUAGUAAAUACAAGCAAGUCGUACGUUGUGGGCGUCAAAAGUACUAACAUGCGACAUAACCAUUCUUCACAAAAUCAGAUUUCAUUGCCUCGAUCUGCUCCAUCUGACCAAGUAUCCACUCAUACAGAGUCUCUUUGCACGGAUAGUAAUAACUGCCAUCGUACCUGGUGUCGACCUACUUCGGUGAAUCCAUCUAGUGUUAAACCACUCUUAGGAGAUGAACCAGCAGAUAUUGAUUUUGAUCCAUUUAGAGAAUCGCAGCAAGGUUUAGCUGAACUGCUAGCUGCUGAAGUGGCACGUCUUGAUGUAUCUGAUGCUCUGUCUAGUCAUCGUAUGUGUUACACUAAUGGGAAUUCAAUUGAAACUUCUCAUUGUUCAAAUGAAGAUCCGGUUAAACCACAGUCCUCAAACGUGGACGUCAGACUUUCUCAGACUACAAUGGGCCUCGAUUCUGUACAAUCCACAAAACUACAUUCGUGGUAUCCCAACUUCAUGUAUGACAGGAGCAACCAUAAUGAUGCAAAUAAAACGACUAACAAUAAUGGCUUCCCAUGCAACACCGGUUUAACAGAUGUAGAUUCUCAUUCUACUUCAAAUGAUCCAGCGUCACCAGUCACAUGGCAACUGGAUGAUCCCGCUAUUGUAUCCAGUCGGUUAUCAUCAACAGCAAAUAGCGCCAUGAAAAAUAAUCAACCUUCUCCUGCAUGGAAAUCAUCACCUUCAAACCUUCUUGAACAUAUAUGGCGAGCAACUCCGAAUUUCCAAUCGUUUUUUGAUCCAUCUUUAACUUCAUUCAUUUCACAGUCGUCGAGUUUCAAGAACCAAAAUCAGUCGCAAUCUAGAGAUACUGUUCUGCAUUCAUCGUCUCAUAAUCAAAUUACAGAAUAAAACAGUCCCAAUUCUGUUUUUUCUUCUCAAUCGAUUCAGUUGAGAGACAGGUGUAGAUUUUUACAUUUGCAUCUUUUCCAAACUGUGCAAUCACUUCGGUGUAACCAUCUCAGAUAUAUUUCUUGGGAAAAAAUAAGCGACACUAGAUUGAUGUUCAUUCUCAACAAUCACUUUUUAUCACCCUAGCCUAUUUAAAAAAACAAUAUAUAUAUAUAU